AUGUUUACCUCUGCUGACCUGUUUGAUCAAAUUCAAGCCUACUUGGAGAAGAGAGUGAGGGAGUUUUGGUUCCUCAACACAUUUUCAAUGGGAUUCACAUCAGUCUUGGACGUGCUCUUCUCAAAGGUAUUGACAGCCCAGCCAUGGAAAUUGACAUAUUUAUCAGUGCCAAAAGUCGCCUCUGUCUGUUCCCCAGGCACAUUCUACUAUGAGCUGUCCAAGAGCUACUACUGCAUGGAUGAAGCUGGUCAUACUAUCAAAUCCAUUCGCUGUGCCCAAUGCCCUGCCAAUACCUAUUCACCCAUUGAUGAUAUGGUCGAAUGCCUACCAUGCCCUCGGGGCACCUACUCCGAUAUUGGAUCUGACCAAUGCAAAACCUGUGUAGAGGGUGAAGCUGACAGUAGCCACAAUGACCAUUGUCUAGAUUAUUUUGCGUCGAAAUCUGAUGCCAAAAAGAAACUCUACAUGUCCAUAUUUUUACCCAUUGGUAUCGUUAUAGUCUGUCUUAUCAUAGGCUGGCUGAUAUGGUUACUGCGAAAGAGGAAACGCUCUGUCGAUGACAUUAGUGAUGAGACCUGGUUGCUAUCGUAUCAAAAACUGACCCAUCCUUCGUUGCCCCACAUGUCGCCAGUGCCAUCUUCUCUGAUGGAGGUUCCACUUAUUGGUCCUGAUGCGGAGAACAUUGCCUCGACCUUCACUACACCAGAUUAUUCGAGCCCUUUGUCUCCAUUUCAGCAGCAAAUAAAUCAGCAAGGCAGCGCAUUUGAUUCAAGUCUUGCAGCCCCAAGUGACUCCACCAAAUCCCCAAGUACCGCGCGGUCAUCAGCAGAUCAUCCAUAUGAAAAACAAAACUACACUCUCAAAUUCACUGUUGGCUAUCAUCGAAAUUUACCGGUGUUCAUCAAGCAAAUUGGGUUCAGAAAGCUCAAGCUUGAUGACUCUAUCCGUGAAGAAGUCGCAUUGAUGAAGUGUGCAAGACACCCCAAACUUGUUGAAUUCGUAGGCUUGUGUGCAGAGCCUCAUUCCACGUUUGUUGUUGAGGAGUACUGUGCCAAAGGAUCCCUAGCUGAUGUGCUCGCAAACUCUGACAUUGACCUCAGUUGGAUCUUCAGAUUUUCACUGAUCAAUGAUCUAAUAAAUGGUUUAGACUUUCUCCAGCAUUCUCGGUUUAAUUAUCAUGGCAGCCUUACGUCAUUCUCUUGCUUGAUUACUGGCAAAUGGGAGCUGAAAAUCACCGAUUACGGCCUUCGUAAGGUUCAUGGCUCACAAGUUGAUCCCACAGUGAUAGGUGCAUUGCGAAAGAACUCUCAUGUGGACUGCAAGGAUUUGUGUUCAGAUCACACUCGAAUUUUGGCCAGUAGCGAACAUCUCUUGUGGGUGGCACCGGAGUCAGUGGCAUGUACGCCUAUAGGUCUUUACAGGACAUUCCCCACAAAGCUUGCUGACAUUUACAGUGCUGGCAUCAUUAUGAAUGAAAUUCUUACACGGGAGAGGCCCUAUCAGAAACUGAUAAAUCAAGGAAUUUCAUACGAGAACAUUUUUCAGAGGGUUUCCGAGGAGAACCUUCGAGUCACCAUGAGAGCGGCUGCAGAAGAUGAAUAUGCUGAUAAGAUUAAUAUGAUUAUCCAUGAUUGCCUUCAGUCUGAUCCUAAUUCUAGGCCCAGUUGUUUAGCAAUCAAGAGUCAAAUGAGAAACAUUGAUCCCUACUUGACAGACUCUGAUAAUGUGGUGGACAAUCUGGCCAACUUGCUAGAGAAAUACGCGAAUGAUAUGGAGAACCUGGUUCGUAAGCGUACGGCGAAUCUCCAACAAAGAACUUUAGAACUGGAGGAAGAACGGGCACGCGCACAAACUUUGUUACAAGACUUGAAGGCAGCUAAAGAGGUAGCCGAGGCUGCUGCUGCUGCUAAACAAAACUUCUUAGCAAACAUGUCUCACGAAAUUCGCACUCCAAUGAACGCUGUCAUUGGCAUGUCUCGUAUACUUAUGGAGAGCGAUCUACCUAGCGACCUGUACGAGUGUGCCGAGACAAUCGAAUCUUCUGGUAAUCACCUAAUGGCCAUCAUUGAUGACAUUUUAGACUAUUCAAAAAUCGAGUCUGGAAAACUCUCGCUGGAAAAACGCAUCUUGGAUUUGACAUUUGUCAUUGAAAGCGCGAUCAAGCUUGUUGCGCCCAAUUACCUGGACAAAGACCUCAUACUUUGGUAUGAAAUUGAUCCUAAUAUACCCGUGCGGAUCUAUGGUGAUUUAGUGCGCAUCCGUCAAGUCAUUCUGAAUCUGCUGUCCAAUGCGUUCAAAUUCACGAAAUCGGGCCAUGUAUAUGUUCAUGUGCAAUUGUGUCCGCAUAGCCAACUGCAUAUCGCAAAACCAGCGUCAGAUUAUGUAACAAAUGACGAAGAGAUUUCGGAAACUGUGCCUCUAAUUACUGAAGAAUCCGAGCUACCACACGAUGUAGUGCCAUUCCUGGUAUCCGUUACUGACACUGGUAUUGGCAUUCCAAAGGACAAGUCAAGCAAACUAUUCCAAUCGUUCUCUCAAGUUGAUGCUUCUACAACCCGUAAUUUUGGCGGCACUGGUUUGGGUUUGGCCAUCAGUCGACAACUGUGUCGCAUGAUGGGAGGUGAUAUGUGGGUUGAAUCUGAACUGGGUAAAGGCUCAACAUUCAACUUUCAAAUGCUGCUACAAAAGCAGCCAGAUAGUCCUACAUAUGGCGAGCAGAACCGUUUGGGUGAACUUGCAAAGCUGUGCAAGAACCCGCUGGUUAUUACCGAAAAGGAAUCCUCAAAGACCUGCUGGAAGAGCAUCUUAUCCAGCCUUCAAAUUGCAGGCACGAAAUCGUUAAGCUACAAGGAAUCCCUGCCUUACUUUGAAGAUUAUGAUACAUUGCAAACCAAGCAUUCAGUACUUAUUGUGGAUGACGACCUGCACGUAGUUGAUGGUUUUGACCCUCAAACCACAUCAAGCGAGGCCAUUAUUAAUGAGCUUCGGACACAGUUUCCCUUCUUGACCAGCAUUCCAACAUUGUGCAUCAAUGACUUGCGACUUCGAAAACCAACUAAACUGGAGAAACCUCCUUCAACUAUAGGUCAACAAGUCAGUGCUUCACCUGCAUUGGACGACAGCCCAUCCACCCCUCAAGAUGAGUUAAGCAACCCCUUUGAUAUAGUCAACGAUUCAUUUUUCAGUGUCUACAAGCCUUUCAAGAAUUCUAAACUCUUGUCUACUCUUCAUUGUUUGACCAGCAAUGGCUCUAAUAGCAACCAGGAGGCUUCUUCAUCUUCUAAUUCUCCUGCAGAUGCAUUAUUAACUCGAACUCGAUCCCAAGUAUCAAACCCUGCUACUCUAUCCUCUUCUCAUUCCAAUAUUGAGUCUCCUCAAUACCUUGGGCAUCGAUCAAAUAGCUUCUCAAGCACGUCAUCCGGCCGUCCACUUGCUGAUUUCUUGUCUAGUGUGAGAUCUUUAUUAGUAGAUGACAACCCCAUCAACCAAAAGGUGCUAUCUCGUAUGUUGACACGCAUGGGCAUGCAUCCUCAAAUCGCUGGCAAUGGACGUGAAGCGUGUGAUAUUAUUGCAAGUGCCAGAGAUGCUGGUGAACCUAUUGACCUCAUCUUCAUGGAUAUCUGGAUGCCUGAAAUGAACGGUCUUGAAGCUGCCACCAAAACUCGUCAAGAAUUGGCUUUCUCUGCUGUGAAACCCUACAUUAUUGCUAUGACGGCUUGUGUUAUGCCUGGAGAUCGUGAAAAGUGUAUAAAUGCAGGUAUGAAUGGUUAUGUCAGUAAACCUGUUCGAAAGGAAGAGCUUGAAGCAGCGCUUCAUACAUAUACCCAGAUCCUUAUGACCAGCGAUUUGCUUGUAAUGGACAAUGAAGAAGAAGGUUACAGCUCAUCCACUCCUCCUGAAGAGGCACAUCGUUCACAACAACCACCAAGUACGGCGAUAGAUAUGCAACAACAACUUUCUCCAACAAAAAAUGUAAUUGUAAAUGUACCAACUGUCACUAUCACUUCUGAAGACGAGUCUCAUUCCUUAAAAACUAAUUAG
Molecule: messenger RNA, 4041 nt
Organism: Mucor velutinosus
Lineage: Eukaryota; Fungi; Mucoromycota; Mucoromycetes; Mucorales; Mucoraceae
Exons: 12
Coding region: 1-4041 (1346 amino acids)
Biological process (GO): protein phosphorylation; phosphorelay signal transduction system
Molecular function (GO): phosphorelay sensor kinase activity; ATP binding
Source: RefSeq, a predicted model, not a curated record